This is a messenger RNA of Pseudophryne corroboree (corroboree frog), 622 nucleotides long. RefSeq names its product phosphoglycerate kinase-like. Gene Ontology annotation, cellular component: cytosol. NCBI's taxonomy places the organism in Eukaryota, Metazoa, Chordata, Amphibia, Anura, Myobatrachidae. Gene Ontology annotation, molecular function: phosphoglycerate kinase activity; ADP binding; ATP binding. Gene Ontology annotation, biological process: glycolytic process; gluconeogenesis. The record is from RefSeq and is a predicted model, not a curated record. The coding region runs from base 47 to 607 and encodes 186 amino acids. The transcript is spliced from 5 exons.
GUAAAUCUUUCUCUCCUUUACCCUUAGGGUUGACUUCAAUGUUCCAAUGAAAAAUAACCAGAUUACAAACAACCAAAGGAUUAAGGCUGCUGUCCCCAGCAUCCAGCACUGCCUAGACCAUGGUGCAAAAUCUGUUGUGUUAAUGAGCCACCUGGGGAGACCGGAUGGUGUUCCAAUGCCAGAUAAGUACUCACUAGCACCAGUAGUUGUGGAACUUAACGCCCUAUUGAAAAGGGAGGUAGUGUUCCUGAAGGACUGCGUGGGAGCAGAAGUAGAAGCAGCAUGCGCCAAUCCAGCCCCCGGGACAGUCCUGCUCCUGGAGAACUUGAGGUUUCAUGUGGAAGAAGAGGGAAAGGGCAAAGAUGCAGCUGGUAACAAGGUUAAAGCUGACGCUGCAAAAGUAGAAGCUUUCCGAGCAUCUCUGUCUAAACUUGGAGACAUCUACGUCAAUGAUGCUUUUGGCACUGCACACAGAGCUCACAGCUCCAUGGUAGGUGUUAACCUGCCCCAGAGAGCGGCUGGCUUCUUAAUGAAGAAAGAGCUUGAUUAUUUUGCUAAGGCUUUGGAGAACCCGGAGAGACCUUUCCUUGCCAUCCUUGGAGGGUAAUUUGACUUUAAUUGA